GGUAUUCUCUGUAUACCCGUCGCAAGACCCACUGGUUGAUGCUUUGGGAUCACUUCCCCCCAUCUGAGAUAUCUACUGCAACCCUCAUCCUCCACAAGUCACAUUCUGUUAAAGGUCCCCAAAGGACACACAUCCCUGGGUCGCUCGUCUUUUCAGUUCGCUGAAGCUAGCGACUGGAACGAGCUGCAACAAACAAACUGGACAGUUUUAUCUACAUUUCUUCAUUCAAAGACUCAUGGACACUCAUACUGACAGUUGUGACUGCUUUGCCUGAUGUUUUGUUGUCGACCUUCUUGCCCUUUGUGCUGUUGUCUGUGCCCAAUAAUGUUUGUACCAUACAGUGAGGACCUAAAGGAGAUGAAGAAGGAGUUAUCUAAGACUGGCCAGGAGAAGGCCGUGCAGGAGAGUAAGGCCUCUCAGCGGCUCUCUAAGAGGGUCAACAGGAUGAUCAGUAGGAUAGGCAAGAUCAUCACAGAGCUGGAGCAGGACAAGGUGGUCCUCGACGGACAGAUGGACAGACCGUCCACUCCUCCUAUUGGACUAUGUUCGGGAUGUGGUAUCCACUUGGCUCUCUGCCUCUCAGAUUAAAGGUGGGUCCAUCUGCUCCAUUCCCGAAGUGUGGUCUCCCUGAGAUCCCAGGUUUGGGGGAUCCCUCGUGCACGAUUUACCCAGGUCGUCAGGAGCGGUCACCAAGUGAAGAUUCACAUCCCAUCCUCAUCGCCAAAUGUGGUGGGUAAUUUCUUUACUAUCAAAUGAGGAGCGACAAACUUAUCACACAAGUCAGAGUUAUUCUUAAACUAAAUCUUUAUUCACAAAUUAAUAAGGGAGCAGAUCAAUACAACACACACAUUUAAAGUGAAUCAAUUGAGUGCUCUACGUUAAUGAUAGCUGGUCGACGAAUCACCCUCAGAUGAUUUGUUGAGAGCCUCGAGACAAAAGUACAAAGGUUUUAUAGCCAAGAUACACCCCCUUCAGGCUACAUGACAAACAACAUACAGUGCCUUGCAAAAGUAUUCGGCCCCCUUGAACUUUGCGACCUUUUGCCACAUUUCAGGCUUCAAACAUAAAGAUAUAAAACUGUAUUUUUUUGUGAAGAAUCAACAACAAGUGGGACACAAUCAUGACGUGGAACGACAUUUAUUGGAUAUUUCAAACUUUUUUAACAAAUCAAAAACUGAAAAGUUGGGCGUGCAAAAUUAUUAUUAGUCUAACCCAGGGGUGUGAAGGUGAACGGAAAGGCUCUGGAGCAACGAACCGCCCUUGCUGUCUCUGCCUGGCUGGUUCCCCUCUCUCCACUGGGAUUCUCUGCCUCUAACCCUAUUACAGGGGCUGAGUCACUGGCUUACUGGUGCUCUUCAUGCCGUCCCUAGGAGGGAUGCGUCACUUGAGUGGAUUGAGUCACUGACGUGAUCUUCCUGUCUGGGUUGGCACCGCCCCCUUGGGUUGUGCCGUGGUGGAGAUCUUUGUGGGCUAUACUUGGCCUUGUCUCAGGAUGGUAAGUUGGUGGUUGAAGUUAUCCCUCUAGUGGUGCGGGGGCUGUGCUUUGGCAAAGUGGGUGGGGUUAUAUCCUGCCUGCUUGGCCCUGUCCGGGGGUAUCAUCGGAUGGGGCCACAGUGUCUCCUGACCCCUCCUGUUCCAGCCUCCAGUAUUUAUGCUGCAGUAGUUUAUGUGUCGGGUGGCUAGGGUCUGUUAUAUCUGGAGUACUUCUCCUGUCUUAUCCGGUGUCCUGUGUGAAUUUAAGUAUGCUCUCUCUAAUUCUCUCUCUUUAUUUCUCUCUCUCGGAGGACCUGAGCCCUAGGACCAUGCCUCAGGACAACCUGGCAUGAUGACUCCUUGCUGUCCCCAGUCCACCUGGCCGUGCUGCUGCUCCAGUUUCAACUAUUCUGCCUGCAGCUAUGGAACUCUGACCUGUUCCCCGGACGUGCUACCUGUCCCAGACCUGCUGUUUUCAACUCUCUAGAGAAAGCAGGAGCGGAGGGAGAAAAUAAUGCUCCUGUUGCUGAUGUCCAUCCAACCUACGAGCUCUCUCUCCACCAUGACACCCAGCAGAGGACUUUGGGAUUGACGCUGGGAUCACUCCCACUGAUGGCCUGGACUGGAUCCACAGACGAUGAAAUCUCUAUUGCACUCCAUACUGCCCUUUCCCACCUGGACAAAAGGAAAACCUAUGUGAGAAUGCUAUUCAUUGACUACAGGUCAACGUUCAACACCAUAGUGCCCUCAAAGUUCAUCACUAAACUAACGAUCCUGGGACUAAACACCUCCCUCUGCAACUGGAUCCUGGACAUCCUGACAGGCCGACCCCAGGUGGUGAGGGUAGGUAGCAACACAUCUGCCACGCUGAUCCUCAACACUGGAGCCCCCCAGGGGUGCGUGCUCAGACUCCUCCUGUACUCCCUGUUCACCCACGACUGCAUGGCCAGGCACGACUCCAAAACCAUCAUUAAGUUUGCAGACGACACAACAGUGGGAGGCCUGAUCGCCGACAAUGACGAGACAGCCUAUAGGGAGGAAGUCAGAGACCUGGCCGGGUGGUGCCAGAAUAACAACCUAUCCCUCAACGUAACCAAGACUAAGGAGAUUAUUGUGGACGGGGCUGUAGUCGAGCAGGUUGAGAGCUUCAAGUUCCUUGGUGUCCACAUCACCAACAAACUAGAAUGGUCCAAACAUACCAAGACAGUCAUAAAGAGGGCACGACAAAGCCUGAACAGGUUUCAGCUGUCCUGCUGAGCAAUGGGGAGCUGCUGGAGCUGUCUAUACAGAGACCCCAUACAAGACAACCAUCUCACUAAAUUCAAGGUGACCAAUGUGGAUGAUGAGGGGAAUGAGUUGGGUUCUGGGACCAUGGAGCUCACCCAGACCGAGCUCAUCCUACACACACGCAAGAGGGACGCCAUCCGGUGGCCCUACCUAUGUCUGCGGCGCUAUGGCUACGACUCCAACCUCUUCUCAUUCGAGAGUGGCCGGCGCUGUCAGACUGGACAGGGGAUCUUUGCGUUUAAAUGUUCUCGUGCGGAGGAGAUUUUCAACCUCCUCCAGGAGCUGAUGCAGUGCAACAGUAUCAAUGUGGUGGAGGAGCCUAUGAUCAUGACUGGCAGUGGACACGCACGAGAGAUAGACAUGCCUCGAACACCACAGACACCCAACACUCCAUCAUUCCCCGUCCAGGGUUUUCCCAAUGGGUAUCCGGGGUAUCCCAUGAGAGCUGAAUCCUCCCAGCCCUCUCUAACUGACGAUCCCCAUGGCCACAGCCUCAUGGGCCUGGAUGACCAGGUUCACACCUAUAUGAAUACUGUUACUGUGGAUGGGGAACUCUCCAGUCGACACUGUGUACACUCUCUACCUGAGGUGCGGCCCACCUCCUUCAAUGAGUCAACCCGAGGAGCCAUCCCUGUCGGGGGCCAAGGAGGUGGGAAGGCCAGCAUGCACUGCUGCCCACUGGAGGAACAACGCAAGGAAUCCCAGGUAUUUCUCCAGCCCUCCUCUCAGGAGGUCAAAUUCAUGCUGGGACCCACCCCUGCACAGCGCCACCUGCUAGAGAGGGAGAGGCACGGGGGCCACAAUCCCCAUCUCAUGCUGCCUGUAGAGGGCACCACAGGCUCAGAGGCAGAGGGGGACGAGCCUCCUCUGCACUUGUGCAACUCCCACUCCUACCACCACCCUCACUAUCAUCAUGUGAUGCACCGGCACCCUGGCCAUGAGCACCAGGAGGGCUGCCAGGGCAGCCAGCUCACCUAUGAGAACAUCAACGGCCUGAGAGGGGGGCGCCGGAUGAGACUCAGCCCCAGCAGCGUGUCCCAGUCUGUGGGCUCCAGCAGCAGCAGUAGCACCACCGGAGACAGUCACGCACAAUCACACCCACACCCCCUCCGACCGCACCCCCACGGCCCAUCCUCUCUGCCACCUCAGGGGUAUCCCUGUGAGCGGGGCGUAGGGAUGGGCGGAGGUCACCGGCGGACAGCUCUGCUCAACUACGAGAACCUGCCGUCGCUGCCACCGGUGUGGGAGUACCGCGCCCUGCAUAGAGACGAGGAGCAGGAUGAGGAUGACGAGGAACAGGAUGAGGAGGAGUACGACGAAGAGGAAGAGGAUUUUGACGAGUACGACUUUUCAGAGGGUCCUGGGACACCCAACGGGUACCACCAGGACGGGCUGGGGAGGGGGGGGAUCCACCGUGACGCCCUGCAGAACUAUGUCAACACAGAGCAGGUCCAGCCCAGCCGGCUGCGACAUGCCUGCCCCCCUCACCUCCAGACCUGCCACCCCCAGUCGGACCGUGGCGGACGAAUAUUCAGCUUUGAUUUCCGUAGGCGGCCGGGAGGAGGGUUUGGUCGGGGAGAGGGCUGUGAACACGGUCAUAUGACCCCAUCGAGGCAGCUCAACUAUAUCCAGGUGGACCUCAAUGCAGAACUGCCAUGCCAGGCCCUCGGUGGGGGGGAAGCCCAAUCUCAGCACCAGCCACUACAGCCACAGCACCAGCGCCUGCCACCCCUCAAAUGUGGCCCCCAGCAGGCCCCACGGCGCAGUGAGUUCUACGCUGUGAUCGACCUGAAGAAGACAGCAGCCAUGUCCAACUUGCAGAAAGCCCUCCCCCGGGACGAUGGGACGUCGAGAAAGACUCGCCACAACAGCACAGACCUGCCUCUGUAGACGCAGUGAGGAGGAGGAGACAGAAAAAUGAAGGGAGGGAGAAGAGAGAGAAACAGGCUUGGUUGGACAGACUGGUAUAAGUAACUGAGCAGCACACUGAACCCCUCACUCUCAUCCAGCCAUCCGUCUGUCCUUUUCUGUCCUUUUCUGUCCUGUUCUGUCCUGACCUGACCAGUUGGAUCAUAUACAGGUACCUAAUUAGAAAACUAAUUGAAACCUAUCCGUACAUAUUCCACUUGAUGGAGCGAGAUUGGUUUGAAGUUGCAAUAUUAUUAUGGGUCACUUUCUGACUGUGAUGAGAUGCUGUCUGAGUUAGCAGCAGAAACCUUGGUCGUGAUCUGCUGGGUUUAUAGUUAAAGCCUUUAGCUGCCAUUGUUUUUUGGUCCUCAUUCCAUUAUCAUUCAGUGUUGUUGUUUUAUUUAUUUUACGUCCCUGUUUACGAACAUGGACUACUAUCGAGUACAGGUUUACUAGUCCACAUUGUUAAAUUGACAGAACAUUUUCUGAUAUGAAAAAUAGUUUAUUAUUCCCUCAAUUGUAUUCUAAUAAUGUGCGUUCUUCACCUCACAAGCACUUCUUUUGGCCCAGUGACUGAUAGAAAGGACAGAUGAUGAUAUAUAUUUAUAGCUAUCUGCCUUCAGGAAUUAGUACAGAUCAGUACAGUUUGCACAUAAUCCUUUGGAAUUGUAAAAUCGUACAUCCUAUCGAGUAUUAUAUUUUGAGUCUACAAAAGACCUCACAGCAGAUUUCUUUUUUUUUAUGUAUAAAUUUUCUCUCUCCUCAAGAUUAAAUAUACAUUUUUCACGUUGAAAUUGUAUUUAAAAUGGAAAUAAUAGUUGUCCUUCAUAUAAUGAUAGUGUGUUGAUAGACGUUCAGCAUCCUCUACUGUCCCCCUACACACAGAUUAUUGAAUUGACCUCUGACCACAUAUCAUUCCCACUUGAAUAAGGAAUCCAUAUCUAAUUUCUAAACUAUGCUUACCUUUGCACUUUUUACCUUCGGGGUCAGACACUGGCCACUGAUGUCCCCGCAGUUCAGAAUCCCUCUGCCCUGGAGUAACAGUAAGGUUGUGCUUUGACAAACUCCUUAGAGAUGGUGAUGUCAUCACACAUGCCCAAACUAUGUAUGAAUGUUGUUGUUUUUGCAACAUUAUAGAGACCAAUAGCAACUGGAAUUUUUCAGAGCAGAAUUUGAUAAUGGCUUGACAACCUCACAUAAAAAAAAUAGGUCUUCUUGUUUACUAUUUUAUUAAGUAUCAGAUUGGUAACUGAGGGUCUGAGGGGAAUAUAUCACUAUGUGUAAUGUUAGCUAUUUAUGGAAAGUCUAUCAGUGAACAUUUGACUGAGGAUAUUAUUUUAUUUAUUCAUUCAUCGAGAUGUCUAUAUUGUGAUUGUUUUGCAAAAAAAUGUGACGACCAGUUUUUCAUAAUCCAGUCAGUUGGUGAUUUGGAGACCAAAGUAUCACCAGUCAUCAGCAGACUGUCUGUGACACCAUUGUAAUACCAUUGUUAUGCCUGUAAUUAAUAACAAUACAUUCUGAAGAAGACUGUAUUAACAUAUUAAAGUGCCAAAUCUUUACUGUUACCUGUAUGAACAUUAUGAAUCAAAUCAAUGUUCCAUUAGGAUUUGUAGAAGAAAACUUGAGGGCUAAGAGGCAAGAAGGAGUUAGCCUACAUGUCAAAAACAAAACAAAAGUUGGGCCAGUUUAUUAGGUACAUCUAUCUAGUACCGGGCUUGACCCCCCUUUGCCUCCAGAACAGCCUGAAUUCUUCUGGGAAUGGAAACGUUGCUCAAUUGGUAUCAAGGGAUUUUGCAUGACGCAAAAGGAACCGGGAUUUGUGGGAUCAGGCGUAAAAAAAUUAAAUAAAUAAUAACUCCUCAAUUUUCCAGUGUGCCCACCGGGGACACUUCUUCUUGUUUUUUCUUCUUGUUUUUAGCUGAUAGGGAUGGAACCCGGUUUGGUCGUCUGCUGCAAUGGCUCAUCCGUGACAAGGGCCGAUGAGUUGUGCGUUCCGAGAUGCCGUUCUGAACACCACUGUUGUACUGCCCUGUUAUUUGCCUAUUUGUGGCCCCGCCUGUUUGCUUGCACGACUCUUGCCAUUCUCCUUUAACCUCUCAUCAACGAGCUGUUUUCACCCACAGGACUGCCACUGACUAUAGAUGUUUUUAGUUUUUCGCACCAUUCUCAAUAAACCUUAGACACUGUCGUGCAUGAAAAGCCUAGGAGGCCGGCCGUUUCGAUCAUAUCACGCUGAAAGUUGCUUAGGUCACUCGUUUUGCCCAAUUCUAACAUUCAAUUGAACAGUAACUAGAUGCCUGUCUGCCUGCCUUAUAUAGCAAGCCACGGCCACGGUACUCACUGUCUGUAGGAGCGAACCAUUUUCGUGAACGGUGUGGUGUACCUAAUAAACUGGCUCUGGGUGUAUGUAUCAAGAGUAGGAGUGCUGUUCUAGGAUCAGGUCUCCCCUGUCAAUGUAACCGUAUUCAUUGUGAUCUAAAACGCAGCAUUCCUACUCUGUGAUUCUUGAUACAUAUGGCCACAGGGUUUAAAUUGUUAACCCUGUGUACUCCUCCUCAUGAAUCUCUCUAGCUGAUUCUUAACUGGGCAAGAAAGACACAUUUCACCUCAUAGGCUAGGUUAUACAUCGACAGCCAUAUUAGAGUGAGACAAAGGAUUGGUUGGAUCUAUCCAGUCAUCACAACUCUGCUGGUUUUAUGCUGCUAUAAACAUAUUGAGACAGUAUGUAAGCUAUUUGUCACAGAAGUUCAGACCGUAAGAAGAGGUCGGGGCGGUAGUGGCUGUGCAGGAUUGUACACCAUAUUGUUUAGUAUGUGGAACUACCAUUAUUUUAUUCUUCACUCAAGAUCACUGCAUAUGGGCUACCGGUAUGGAAAGAAAUUUGUUUUUAAUUCAAGGAAGUUGUAAUUUCUCAUUUCCAUUUCUUAUUUCUCCUCAUUGGUGUGAUAAUCAUCCUACCAAACCUUGUUUUCAUUACGAUCUGGCUGUCUAAUCUGAAGUAAAGUGGCUGAAGGUGCAGCACAGGCCUAGCAACUAUAAUCCACAUAACUGUAUUUCAUCUGAUGGAAAAAGAUAUGUAGGUCGACUCACUGUGGGCAUUUUUCAGACAGGGAUAUAUCCAUUUGUACACAUCUUUUCAUGGUACAUUUUAAAGGGUGUUUACAUUUCGCAAUAAUGGUUUAAUAGAGUUGUAUUGAUUGAGAUGAGGUUUAUUCAGUCCAAUGUGUGUGAGGUUUGAGGUGUGUUGUUGAUGGAUCUGCAGGUCUGUUGUACUUGAUCCCUAUUUUUAUGUGAAUUGUAACUAAGACCUUCCUCUGUCAGGCCCCCUGUUGAUAAUAAUGCAGCUUUAUUGUAUACAUGCUUAAAUUAGAAUGUGGAGAAAUGCAUGUUUCUGUUUUCUUGAUUGUCUUAUAUACAGCAGAUUUGCGCUUAUUUUACAUCUGACUUAACUGUGCCAUAAAGGACUGUUGCCAAGCUUUCUGCUAGAUGUGUGUGGUGGCUCUUGAAUGUUGAAGCCUUUUAAAGGGCCAGGUUAGGUAUCAGGAGUCGUAUGGCCAAGAUAUCUGUGUACUGUAUUUGACUGUUGAUCUAGGCCCAUUCAUUAGUCAGUCAUUGUUAUCAAUUUGGUACACAGGAAUAGUACCUUAAGAUGUGGAAGUGUACCCUACACUAAAGUCAUACUGUAUCUUGUUAUAUCAAUGUUGUCACAUUGAUGUACCUUCAAAAUGAGAGAAAAGAUUAAGGAUUGGCCAGUAGUGCUAAGCGAUUAGUCGACAUUUCGGGUUUAUGUUAAGUUUUUAAUUAACAACAUAGGCUCAAUUAUUUUAAUUCCAUUUCGUAAAUAUUUUUUCUUGCUCUUACCAGAGAAAGAUGCCAAAGCGAGAGGUUUCACUGUCGCCAAAAUAUGUCCAACAUAAGCCCAAUUCCUUUCUAUGGCCUUAUUUAGGACUUAAGCUUGUCGCCUGCCUUACGGGUUUUGGGACAACGACACCCAUUGUUAGUGCGGAGACUUCAUUACGUAUUGAUCUCUGGCUCAACUUGGGGUUUGUCUUCAGAGAUCAAGUAUGAACUGUGGGACGUUGCAGGGAGGGGGUAAAUAACUACAAUGACCAGAAUCCUUUGCGCCUUCAACGGCCUGUUCACAUUGGUUCAAGCCUGUGGGACCGGCAGAAUUAGAAGGAAGGGAAAGACAGAAGUUCAUAGAACGCUUCACGAAUGAGGGAACAGUUGUUUAGGUAUCUACCCGACCGACAAUUAAUCGAAUCAAUUGAUAGUUGUUAUUCAUCAGUCUUAAAAAUGUGCCUUAUCUACUUUGAAGAACUACUAGGCUGCUAGCCUAAAUAGGAUGACUCUUUGGGGAGCACAGAGAUAGAUGGAUAGAUGGCUGGCUGCUAAUGUGUUGAUGAUUUGGGAUUAAAUAAUAAAUCAUAAAAAAUGAUAAACUGGGUGGUUUGAGCCCUGAAUGCUGAUUGGCUGACAGCCAUGGUAUACCACGGGUAUGACAAAACACUUAUUUUUACUGCUCUAAUUCCGUUGGUAACAGUUUAUAAUAGCAAUAAGGCACCUUGGGGGUUUGUGAUAUAUGGCCAAUAUACCACGGCUAAUGGCUGUGUCCAGGCACUCCACGUUGCGACGCACUUAAGAACAGCCCUUAGCCAUGGUAUAUUGGCCAUAUACCACACCCACUAUAUUUAUUGCUUAAAUAUACACUACUGAAAUAUUUGAUUAAGGAUGGUGCAUUGAAAAGUGGUAAAUAGUCAUGGGCAGUCACUACCAUCAUUUGGGUUUUAAUAAUAAAUAAUAAAGUCAUCGUACUAAAAACAAAUAUGGAAUAUACUCUACCAAAAUAUGUUAUUUAAAGAUGCACUAUGCAGAAAUUGCACUGGCAUUUCCUGGUUGCUAAUAUUCUAAUAGUUUUCCUAAUUUCAGUUUAUGUAUAAAUCGCUGUGAAAUAUAUUUUCCAAAAACAAAAAUAUUGUAUUUUCAGCUGUUUGAAGCUGGUGUACAAAACCGAAAGUAAAAGACGCAUAACUAAAUUUAAGAAUGAUUUGAAUAAAAAUAGUUAACAUAAAACCGAUUUACUGCUUCUUAGACUUGCUUUCAAUGACAAUGACAGACCACAGCUUAAUAAGUGAUAGUAAUAGGCAGUCACUACCAUCAAUUGUUGUUUUCUGUGUUUUUACAGCAUUCAACCCACAUUAAUGUUUUUUUUAAAUCGAAAACCGUGAUUCUUUUCUCAAACCGAAACCAAACCGACCUCAAAAAGAACUAAUCGCUCAGCACUACUGGCCAGUAACACAUAAAGACCUUUAUGAGCUAUGUACGGAGCUAUAGAAGGAUGGGCUCAUUGCAAUGGCUGAAAUGGAAUCAAUGGAAUGGAGUCCGUCAUGUGGUUUCCAUGUUUGAUACGUUCCAUUAAUUCCAUUCCAGUCAUUACAAUGAGCCCGUCCUCCUCCCACCAAGCUCCUCUGGUGUAUAUGUAUAUAUAUUCCACCAGCCUCCUCUUAUAUACACACGUAUAAACUACAACUUAGUGGCUUAAAUGUGUAUCUUAAAAUAAAGUUUUACCAUAUUUAAUUCAAACAACAAGUUUUUGCCCUCUUUUCUGUAAAUUCAUUACAACUGCCUGACGGGCAGAUCGCCAUCAAGUGGUGUUUCUUGCCACAAUGAUGGGAUUAUGGAAAAAUAAGUCAUUUUCCUUCCACAGCCCCUCGAAAUGCCACUCUAGGUCCAUACUGCACUUAGUGCCAUAAUGUUACCAAGGUACUAACAAAGUAGCCCCAAAUCCAAGAAAUGUUACAGUGACUUGGUACUGUAUUUUCUAAAUGUUUUUGUUUUGUUUAUUUAUUUAUUUACUAUUGAAUGCAUGUGUGAUAUCCACUGGUGGGUGACGAUGAUAUUGACAGGAGUCCGUUAUUUUCAUCCAGUCACAUGCUAAGCUAACACUCUUCUAUUCCAAUAAGACCAGAUCAAUGGAACCUGUUGAACCUGUAUGUUCAUGGUGAUAAUAAUAUGUAUGAAAUGGAAUUUGUGCUGAUUGGUUGAUAGACAUUUUGGGUGGGCCAAACUAAUUGACUGUGAUGUACACUAAUAUUGACUGAGUGCCAAAUGUCCUUGAGUACUAUGACUUUGACCAAAGGUCAGGGACACACCUUGCAGAGACUCACCAGGAACUCUAUAGGACUCUCCUUGAGAGACACCCUCUGGUCUUGGUUUUACCUGCGGUAUGAAUGUAAUAAGCAAAGAGAGACUCUGUAUAGAUGAAGGGAAACUAUGCUUAAUGUUUCUAUCCUUGCUGAAAACAGAAAAGUGAGUGUUCAAAAGUUUUCUCAACUUAAAAAUUUGCUAUGCGAGUUUCUUCUUCGUAUAUAUUUGCAUUUCUUGUAAGUAUGUGUCUCUCGGUAUGUACAUAAUAUAUAUGGGUAUGAUGCAGUGAAGGUCUUCUCUUGUCUUCAUUGGAGCUACUGUAACUAAGCUAUUUUUGCUACAUCUGUUGAAAUGUGGAAAGAUGAAACUCAUAGCAUCUCAUUAUAUUUGGGGAAUAAAAAAUGGCAUAUACCAUCACUCUGAGAGAAGAUGACCUGUAUAAUAUAGGAUGUUAUCUGUACCCGUCCUGUCCCUGUCCCAAUACAAAACUAAACAGGCAUGCCAUUUGGUCAAUUCAACUAUUUUCAUGAAUGCCAUAAUGGUGAAUACAUGCCAUUUGGUGAGAAUUAUGGUAUAUAAACCAUUGAAGAGUGUGACUUGUACGAAAAAUAUGUAUGUGACUAAAUGUAAUGUCAACAUUAAAAUUAAACUGUAAAGAACAUAGUCAUCAAAAUAACAUAACAUAUUUUUUUACACUGAAUCAUUCCAUUGGAAGAAAUGAUCAAUAGCUGCCUGUACCUGUUAAAAUUGCCCUCAGUAAGAUUGUAGUAUUUACAUUUCAAUGGAAUAUUACUUCAUAAUAAUCUUGUUUUACAAAGAACCUGAAAUUCAACAUUACAUACAUUUUUAGACUGCUUUUGGCAGGUGAAAUAUUGUUUACUACCUUACUUUGAGCAUGCACUUGGUGUCUGCCUGUGUAACACAUUUGAUCAUUUUUUUGUACAGAGAGCAUGGUCUUGUAAGUACUAGAGAUUUUGAUCCAGCUGUAAAUAUGCUUUAUAUAGUUGUCUUGCUGUGUUGAUAUGUCUGUCUUGUUUCAUGGCUAAUGAUCCAUUGUAUCAAAAAGAGGAAUCUCACAAAUAAAGAAGAGCUUUUAUUGUU
This is a messenger RNA of Oncorhynchus keta (chum salmon), 11916 nucleotides long. Its product is annotated as fibroblast growth factor receptor substrate 2-like. Lineage: Eukaryota; Metazoa; Chordata; Actinopteri; Salmoniformes; Salmonidae. Gene Ontology annotation, biological process: cell surface receptor protein tyrosine kinase signaling pathway. Gene Ontology annotation, cellular component: cytoplasm. The transcript is spliced from 9 exons. Bases 2734 to 4650 code for a protein of 638 amino acids. The record is from RefSeq and is a predicted model, not a curated record.